UUUUCCAAUAGUAGCUCGUACAAGUUCUUGUCUCGCUAGUUUCGGUGCAAGUCUAACAUGUCAUUGACUACUGCCGUAAGUGUAGAUGGCAUCCAAUUCGAUCGCAAUGAUUUUUUAUGGGAAGGUAAAUAUGGUAAAGUGUAUCAAGGUACUUAUAAAGGUCAAAGUAUAGCAGUCAAACGAAUAGAGAAGAGUGUUCAACAACAAGACAGGGAGUUAAAAAUUCUGCAGGAAUUAGACCACCCCAAUGUAAUAAAAUUUGUUCACUCCGCAAGCGAUGCCGACUUCAAUUACUUUGCUUUGGAAUUAUGCGACGCGUCCUUGGAUCAGGUGUUUCUAAAUGAGAACGAUCCUCGGAAAUAUAAAGGACCUGCAUUACCAAAUAAUUUCGAGGUUUUCUCCCAGCUAGCCACUGGUCUCAAAUACAUUCAUUCGAAGCAACUAAUCCAUCGGGACAUUAAACCGGAAAACAUUCUCAUUUCAGUGAAACAUACUGACAAAGGUAAAAACAUAACGAUCAAGUGGGCUGAUUUUGGAUUGUCACGAGAAGUGAGUGAAAGGGGAACAUUCAUAAUGAGUGGAGUCAAAGGGACUCUACUUUGGUUCUCUCCAGAAGAGAUAGAAAUUAUGGGCAGAAACCUACUAACUGGAAAGAAUAAAGGCUCCAUCAAAAGCGACGUAUUUGCAGAAGGCCUCGUCUUCGGUUAUAUUCUCUUGAAAGGAAGACAUAUCUACGGUGAAAAUGAUAUAGAAAUUGUAACGAACAUGCAAAACACCAACUUAGUUAAUAUGGGUGAAAUUCACCAGAAACAUUUAGCACGUAACUUGAUAGAACGAAUGUUGACCAUGGCACCUGAUACAAGAAUUACAUCUGAAGAAGUGUUUAAUGAACUUCAAUGCAUCAAAAUUAAACAUAGCGAAGAAGAAAUACACCUGCAUCAGCUGUGUAGACGUCCAACAACAGAUAAUAGGAAUAAAAUCGAAUCUUUAAUGCAACUCGGUGUCGACUUAAACGCUAAGGAUAACAAUGGAUGGAAUGCGCUUCAUCUUUUAUGUCAAAACAAUUCAAGCCAACACUUGGUCGAUGCGAUUAAACUGUUGAUCGAACUCGGCAUCGACAAGGACGCAAAAACCAAUACUGGAUUGAACGCGCUUCAUCUUUUGUGUCGAUACGAUUCAAGUCCACACUUAAUCGAUGCGAUUAAACUCUUGAUCCAACUCGGCAUCGACAAAAACGCAAAAACCAACCAUGGAUCGAAUGCGCUUCAUCUUUGGUGUUCUAACAAUUCAGCUUCCAGCCCACACUUAAUCGAUGCGAUUACAUUCUUGACCGAACUUGGCAUCGACAAGGAAGCAAAAACCAACGAUGAAUGGAAUGUGCUUCAUCUUUUGUGUUCUGACAAUUCAGCUUCCAGGCCACACUUAAUCAAUGCGAUUACAUUCUUGACCAAACUUAGCAUCGACAUAAACGCAAAAACGAACGAUGGAUGGAAUGUGCUUCAUCUUUUGUGUUCUGACAAUUCAAACCCACAUUUAAUCGAUACGAUUAAACUCUUGAUCGAAAUCGGCUUCGAUAAAAAGGUAACGAAUAACUAUGGAGGAAAUGCGCUUUAUUUUUUGUGUCGAUACAAUUCGAGCCCACAUUUAAUCGAUGCGAUUACAUUCUUGAUCAAACUUGGCAUCGAUAUAAACGCAAAAACGAAUGAUGGAUGGAAUGCGUUUCAUAUUUUGUGUUCUAACAAUUCAAGCCCACAUUUAAUAGAUGCGAUUAGAUUUUUGAUCUGGUACGGCAUCGACAAAAACGCAAAAACCAACGCUGGAUGGAAUGCGCUUCAUAUUUUGUGUUAUAACAAUUCAAGCCCACAUUUAAUCGAAGCGAUUAAACUCUUGAUCGAACUCGGCAUCGACAAAAACGCAAAAAUCAACAAGGGAUCGAAUGCGCUUCAUCUUUUGUGUCAAAACAAUUCAAGCCCACGUUUAACUGAUGCGAUUAAACACUUGAUUAAUCUUGGCAUCAACAAAUACGCAAAGAGUAACAAUGAAGGGAAUGCACUUCAUUUUUUGUGUUCUAACAAUUCCAGCCCACACCUAAUCGAUGCGAUUAAACUCUUGAUCGAACUCGGCAUCGACAAGGACGCAAAGAACAACAGGGGAGGGAAUGCGCUUCAUGUUUUGUGUUCUAACAAUUCCAGCCCACACUUAAUCGAUGCGAUUAAACUCUUGAUCAAACUCGGCAUCGACAUAAACGCAAAAACCAACGCUGGAUCCAAUGUGCUUCAUCUUUUGUGUCGAAACAAUUCAAGCCCACACUUAACCGAUACGAUUGAGCUCUUGAUCGAACGCGGCAUAGACAAGGACGCAAAGAACAACGAUGGAUUGAGUGCGCUUCAUCUUUUGUGUUCUAACAAUUCAAGCCCAAAAUUAACCGAUGCGAUUAAACUUUUGGUCGAACUCGACAUAGACAUAAACGCAAAAACGAAAGAUGGGUGGAAUGCGCUUCAUUGUUUGUGUCAUAACAGUUCAACCCCACAUUUAAUCGAUGCGAUUAAACUCUUGAUCGAUCUCGGCAUCGACAAAAACGCAAAAACCAACUAUGAAUCGAAUGCGCUUCAUGAUUUGUGUUAUAACAAUUCAAGCCCACAUUUAAUCGAUGCGAUUAAACUCUUGAUCGAACUCGGCAUCGACAAAAACGCAAAAACCAACGAAGGAGCGAAUGCGCUUCAUGAUUUGUGUUAUAACAAUUCAAGCCCACAUUUAACAACCAUCCCCUUCUUUGGAUGGAAUGCAUACGAUCUGAGUCAGCGCAAUCCAAAUCUUAGAAACUGCAACCUGUACGAAAUCUUUAAAUCCGGAUGA
This is a messenger RNA of Daphnia carinata, 2856 nucleotides long. RefSeq names its product putative ankyrin repeat protein RF_0381. NCBI's taxonomy places the organism in Eukaryota, Metazoa, Arthropoda, Branchiopoda, Diplostraca, Daphniidae. Gene Ontology annotation, molecular function: ATP binding; protein binding; protein kinase activity. The coding region runs from base 58 to 2856 and encodes 932 amino acids. Gene Ontology annotation, biological process: protein phosphorylation. The record is from RefSeq and is a predicted model, not a curated record. The transcript has 5 exons.